AUGGCUACCCCACCACCACAAUCAUCCGAUUCAGUAUCCAUAAAUUCAAGAGACCGUCUCAACUUUGACAAUUUGCAUACUAUUUUUUGUGAAUGUGGAGCUCAGAUUGCGGAACAAAAAGUUGAAGUGGAUCGUUUGAAAGAAGAAAUGGAUCGAGAUUUGGUCAUGUGCAGGAUGGAUUCGUUGGCAUUGCAUCGUCGAUUAGAGCAGGCAGAGAAAAAGUUGCACUCCGUGAUUGUUUUGGUGGUAGGACUGGUGAUUGUGAUAUUUGGUUUUCUAAUGGAGAAGGUUCUUGAUGUAUUGAAGAAGUGA
Molecule: messenger RNA, 312 nt
Organism: Lactuca saligna
Lineage: Eukaryota; Viridiplantae; Streptophyta; Magnoliopsida; Asterales; Asteraceae
Source: the annotation of a GenBank genome assembly